AUGUCACUCCCACCACUGACUGACAACCAGGCUUUCUGCAAUGUAUCCGCCCUUGAUGCUGGCAUAAUCGGCCUGCUGGACGAAAUGUUCAUUAUCAAUGCGAAGCCAGGAUAUGUCACCACCGCUCCUUCCCUCUCCUUUCUGCUCCAGCACUCUCAGAACGUCAAGAUGCUCGUAUUCGAUCUCGGAACACGCAAGGAAGUACUGGGUCAAGUACUCGCCAGGCGAGGUACCCCGUCCAAGUUGACCUCGAUGUCGUCGAUUCCCUGCAGAAGGGCGGUACCUCGCCCACAGAGAUUGACUAUGUCUGUGUCUCGCAUUGCCAUUGGGACCAUGUCGGCGACACCACCCUACCCAGAAGACCCAACCUCGCAUUUCACGUCCGACCUCUUCCCAUUGGUUGGUUGGUUGGUUGUGAAGUCACCGGUGUGGUCCCCAUCGAGAACUACCGGCCCGUAUGCAAGCAUACUGGAAGGCAAACCAGCUUCUUACCGCCUAGACACCCGCGCAGAAGUUAACAAACACGACGAGGCGAACGUGAAUCUCAACAUACCGUUUCGAACCUGGUCCUGGCCCCUGGGGGUCACAGAAUCUCUCUAG
This is a messenger RNA of Cyclocybe aegerita, 600 nucleotides long. Lineage: Eukaryota; Fungi; Basidiomycota; Agaricomycetes; Agaricales; Hemipholiotaceae. The record is from the annotation of a GenBank genome assembly.